Messenger RNA from Aspergillus candidus, 1380 nucleotides. RefSeq names its product thiolase-like protein. Bases 1 to 1380 code for a protein of 459 amino acids. The record is from RefSeq and is a predicted model, not a curated record. The transcript is spliced from 2 exons. Gene Ontology annotation, molecular function: acyltransferase activity, transferring groups other than amino-acyl groups. Lineage: Eukaryota; Fungi; Ascomycota; Eurotiomycetes; Eurotiales; Aspergillaceae.
AUGAAUUCCAGCAAUAAUAAAACAUUCGUCCUAGGGGUGGGCAUGACCCAGUUUCUGUCACCACGGGAGGCGAGACACUACCCCGAGCUGGGCUUUGAAGCAGGUGUCAAGGCUAUGCUUGACGCGCAGAUCACGUACGAUGAUGUUCAGACUGGAAUCGCCUGCUACUGCCACGGCGACUCCUGCUACGGUCAGCGCGUCUUCUACCAGUUCGGGAUGACAUCCAUUCCGAUUUUCAAUACGAACAAUGCAUGCGCCACAGGUUCCACGGGACUUUUCCUCGCCCGAACACUGAUUCAACGUGGGGCUGCGGACUGUGUCCUGGUUGUCGGUUUCGAACAGAUGCGCCCCGGUUCAAUCAAGAGUGUCUGGGAUGACCGCCCCCACCCUGUUGGCCCGUUGCAAUCGCUCAUGGAGAAGGAAUUCGGAAAGCACUCCAGUCCACGGAAUGCCCAGUUUUUUGGCAACGCUGGUACCGAGUAUAUGAGAAGGUACGGUGCCCGGAAUGAAGACUUCGCUGAAAUCGCGCGCAUCUCGCAUGAACACUCCACACGCAACCCAUAUGCUCAGUUCCGCACGGAAUAUACCCUAGAGGGGAUUAUGAACUCGACACAGAUUCAUGGUCCAUUGACCAAACUGCAGUGCAGUCCCACAAGUACAGGUGCUGCGGCGGCGGUGCUGGUUUCCGAGAGAUUUCUCGAGGCUAGGCCGCAUUUGAAGUCGCAAGUAGUUUCGAUAGCCGGCCAGGCAAUGCAGACCGACCCUGUCUCCACAUACUCCGGCAGUGCCAUGGAUCUUGUGGGCUUUCAGAUGACGCAAAGGGCCGUCAAGGCCGCACUGAACGAAGCGCGUCUCACACCCCAAGAUGUCAAAGUGUGCGAGCUCCACGACUGCUUUUCCGCCAACGAGAUGGUUCUUCUAGACGCAAUAGGUUUCAGUGGCACCGGAAAGGCGCACGAAAUGGUGCGCCGCGGAGACAUCACCUACGGUGGCAAGGGGCCUGUAAUCAAUCCAUCAGGGGGGUUGAUCUCAAAGGGCCACCCUCUCGGGGCGACUGGGCUGGCGCAGUGCGCGGAGCUGGUAUGGCAGUUACGCGGCUGGGCAAACAAUCGUCUGGUUGACAAAGCUGACAUUGCCCUACAACACAAUCUGGGGCUUGGUGGUGCUGUUGUUGUGACUGUUUAUAAACGAAUGGAUGGAGGAAAGGCUGAACGCUUUUCCGAUGAAGAUGUCAAAAGAAUGUCUCCUCACGCGGGUUACAACCCAGCAGUUGAAGCGAGGUAUAUCACUCCUGAACAGAUCGAUCGGGUCCGCAGCAAGGUGAAUCGUGACGACCAUGUUUUUGCAGACACCGCCGCACGGCUCUCUGCCCGUAUUUGA